Molecule: messenger RNA, 899 nt
Organism: Egretta garzetta (little egret)
Lineage: Eukaryota; Metazoa; Chordata; Aves; Pelecaniformes; Ardeidae
Gene: NMRK2
Product: nicotinamide riboside kinase 2
Exons: 6
Coding region: 317-736 (139 amino acids)
Source: RefSeq, a predicted model, not a curated record
UUGGCUAAUAACACCGUAUCGAAUUAUUAACCUAGAACUCUGGCCAAAGUGGCUUGACUGAGCCAAGAAAACUUUUCAAUCUUCUUGGGGUUGGUGAAAGACGGGAACUUAAAUUUUAGGGUCUGUAACUGUUUUGUUAAGUGAACACUUGCUUUGUUGUGUAUUGCAGUAGUGUCCAGGUUGUGAUCGGAUCUUAGGUAACUGAUCACGCUGAGUUUGCAGCAAUGUUUUAUUGCUCACUAUAUUUCAGCCACAAGAUCAAAUAGAAGUCGGGGAAGACGGCUUUAAACAAUGGGAUGUGUUGGACUCCUUGGAUAUGGAGGCAAUGGUGAGCACUGUGCGUGCAUGGAUUGAGAACCCAGUGAAGUUUGCCCGUUCCCAUGGGGUGAAUGUUACGCCUGGCUCUAAAGAGCCAGCCUCCAAAGAUAUCCAUAUAUUGGUCAUUGAAGGCUUCCUGCUUUAUAAUUACAAACCACUGAUAGACCUGUUUGACAUACGCUACUACCUGGCGGUCCCAUACGAUGAAUGCAAAAGGAGGAGAAGCACGCGCAACUACACUGUUCCUGACCCCCCGGGUCUCUUUGAUGGACACGUCUGGCCCAUGUACUUAAAACACAGGAAAGAAAUGGAGGACGGCGGCGUCGAUGUCGUUUAUUUAGAUGGCCUGAAGUCUAGAGAUGAACUCUACAAUCAAGUCUUUGAAGAUAUUCAGAACAAGCUUUUAAAUUGCCUAUAGGGUCUCGGAAGACCUGCAAGAGCCAUGUACAGAACGAUGUAAAUAGUUCUUGGAAGUCAGAAUGAGGGUUUAUUUGUGUAAACUCUUCUCACACUGUCCUUUGGAAAGUAUCUUUUGUAUAUAAUUGAAAAAAUGAAGAUAACUUAUUCACAACCCGGUGAUG